AUGUAUAAGUUCAAUGAACUACCGGGAAUAGAUACCAACAGCCAAGAGGUAUUUGAGACAUCAGAUACAGAAACGGAAACCGAAAGAAAUGUCGAUGAACUUGGCUCUGAAAGCUCCGAGAUUGAGAAUGUUAAUUUUGAAGAAUCAAGGAAACAAUUUUUAAAGAGUAUUAUCAUCAACAGUCGAUUUGACUUUUCAGGAAACGUAACUAAUUUAGAUGGGUACCAGGUGAAGGAGGCUUACGAGACAAAAGAGGCAAAAAUCGCUAGGAUUAAGAGGGAGUUGGAAGAGCUUACCAAUGAUGAUCGCGGUUCUUUAACGCAAGAAGAAAUUUGUAAUUUGAGUGAUAUAUUAUUGAAGUUGAAAAACACCACCAACGAGGACAAGUGUGCCUUGGAAGCUUUUCAAGAGGAGGAACUCAAUCUAGACGCAAUUUUCAGCAUUCCCAAACCUGCCACCGCCACCGCCACCGCCAAAACCAACAAAACCCAGGAAAUACAACAAUUGGCCGAUUUCGAGAAACAGCUAAGUAGUAUUGAAAAAUUGAUAGGUAUAGAAGCGCCGCAGCGAACACAAUCGAUUCAAUUUGCAAUCAAUGAGAUUAAAAGAAGAUUAGACGUGAUAGAGCAUCCAGAGUAUAGCAUAAGUGUUAUUGAAGAACACAUUGAAUCUCUUUUCAAAGAAAUCAACAAAUUGGAAUUAAGCAAAAAAGUAUUUGGUAUCGAAGAAGAACCAAAGAUAAAGUCGGAUAAGAUUGACAAUAUCUAUACCAUUCUUCCCAAUUUGAAAAAUUAUGCCAAAAAUGCACCUGCCCUUUUACAAAGAUUGAAAACUCUCAACAAUAUACAUAGCGAGGUCAACGAGACAAUAAAAUUUGCAAAGGGUUUAGACCAAAUGAUAAGUGAUCUCAUUGGUGAUAUGCAUAGAUGGGAUGACUCAAUGAAUCAAGUCAAUAGAAAAUUAGACGAUUCGAGAAGAGUAUUUGAUGAAAAUCAAGGAAAAAUAGAGUCGAGAGUCGAUGAGUUGAUGAAAAGUUGCAAUUAG
Lodderomyces oxycetoniae is the source of this 1044-nucleotide messenger RNA. RefSeq lists its product as uncharacterized. Gene Ontology annotation, cellular component: cytoplasm; dynactin complex. Lineage: Eukaryota; Fungi; Ascomycota; Pichiomycetes; Serinales; Debaryomycetaceae. The record is from RefSeq and is a predicted model, not a curated record. Gene Ontology annotation, biological process: mitotic spindle organization. The transcript has a single exon. Bases 1 to 1044 code for a protein of 347 amino acids.